This is a messenger RNA of Dissoconium aciculare CBS 342.82, 1601 nucleotides long. Its product is annotated as Zn-dependent exopeptidase. Gene Ontology annotation, molecular function: hydrolase activity, acting on carbon-nitrogen (but not peptide) bonds, in linear amidines. Lineage: Eukaryota; Fungi; Ascomycota; Dothideomycetes; Mycosphaerellales; Dissoconiaceae. The transcript has 3 exons. The record is from RefSeq and is a predicted model, not a curated record. The coding region runs from base 10 to 1536 and encodes 508 amino acids.
AUCACCGUCAUGUCUUUUCUUCUGCAUCCGCCAUCACACGGUGGUGUAUUUGCAUUAGGAAAUAGCAUUGCCCGCCAUGCCGAGAGAGCAUUUACGCCCAAGCAUGUAUUGGCGCCGAUUGUAUCACCUUGUUCGUGGCGCAGUGUCAUACAGCUAGAACAUUCUGCGCGAGCGUUUUGCGCAUCCGGCCAUGCAAAUCUGAGGAUCAAUAAAGCGCGCUUGAUGGACGAUAUCCAUGCUACUAGCUCUUGGGGACAAGGCGAGAGAUGGGGCCGUGGUCCUACUGAGAUUGGCAUGGCUCGUUUGUCUCUCUCUGACGCAGACAUGCACGUCCGUGACUGGUUUCGAGCCACGACAGAAGGUUUGGGAUGUGAAGUCUCUGUUGACGCCAUGGGUAAUCAAUUCGCUGUACGGCCUGGUAGAUCCAGUGGCGCCGCGACUUUCGCAGGUUCUCAUUUAGAUACGCAACCAUCGGGAGGUCGUUACGAUGGCAUUUUGGGCGUUUGUGCCGCGGUGGAGAUGUUAAAGGUUCUCAACGACAAUGCCGUCGAGACUCGCUUUCCUGUUGGCGUGGUAAAUUGGACAAACGAAGAGGGUGCCCGCUUUCCCAUGUCGAUGGUAUCUUCUGGCGUUUGGGCCGAGGAAAUACCUCUAGAAAAGGCCCACAACCUGAAGUCGGUCAUCCCGCCUAAUGACCUCGCAACCAUGAAGUCGGAGCUUGAACGAAUCGGGUACCUGGGCAUCCUGCCGGCGAGUUUCAGAAGCAUGCCAAUGGCUGCCCACUUCGAGCUUCAUAUCGAACAAGGGCCGAUCUUGGAGGCUGAAGAUCGCCGGAUUGGCAUAGUCACUGGUGUACAAGCAUACAAGUGGUUUACCAUCACUGUCCGUGGACGUGACAGUCAUACCGGAGCUACAAGCUUUCAGCAUCGCGCGGAUGCUUUGCUCACUUCGGCAAAAAUGAUCCUUGCAAGCCACAAGAUCGCGAAGCAGCAUGACGCAUUGGCCAGCACUGGUAUCUUGGCGCUGAAGCCCGGGUCCACGAACACUGUGCCCGGGUUCGUUCAAUUCAGCUUGGACAUUCGGUCACCGUCCGACGACGUCGUUGACGCUGUGGUCGAGGGAUGCAAAAUCGCGUUUGACCAAAUCGCCGCCAACCUCGACGCUGAAGGCGUCAACCAAGGUUGUGCCCAAAGCGAUCGCAAGUGCGAGGUUGAAUGGCAACAAGACUUCCAGUCUCCGGCCACCAAAUUUCAGGAAGAAUGCAUUGCUUGCGUCACCGCAGCCGGGCAAGCUCUGUAUGGCGCGGAUAUCGCACAAGGCUCGGAUAUUGGUACUUGGGGUAAGUUGAUGACUAGUGGUGCAGGGCAUGACUCUGUUUACACAAGUAGGCGAUGCCCUUCAUCCAUGAUUUUCGUCCCCUGCAGAGAGGGUGUGAGCCACAAUCCGGCCGAGUAUUCAAGCCCCGAAGCCUGUGAAGAUGGCGCAAAUGUAUUACUAGGGGCUGUGCUACGAUUUGAUCAACGACGCAAAGCAUGAUCUACUGUCCAGCGAAAUACGGCAAUUUGGCAAUAGUUUAGCAUUGUGAUAUGCAACAUCAUUUC